This is a messenger RNA of Eriocheir sinensis (Chinese mitten crab), 1965 nucleotides long. RefSeq lists its product as uncharacterized. Bases 563 to 1660 code for a protein of 365 amino acids. The record is from RefSeq and is a predicted model, not a curated record. Lineage: Eukaryota; Metazoa; Arthropoda; Malacostraca; Decapoda; Varunidae. The transcript has 5 exons.
UACUGAAUGUCUUCUUCUUCUUAACCCAGUAGCAGCGGGGACCAUGUUUCUUAAUGGUCCCACUAAGCAAGAAAAAUGAGAAAAAAUCACCCCUCACACAAACCAUUUCAUUAUAUAUGUAUAUCAAAGCAUUUGUGAUCAGAUUAUGUAUCAUCUAUUUUGAGGUUUUAUAUCGUGGCACAAAUUGUGUCUGUCUGUAUGCAUGUAUUAUGUAAAAUGGAGAGGCUGCAUUAGAUGGGUUACAUUCAAAUCACAUAUAUUUUUACGCUCAUUUAGCUGGACAGAGAAAAACUGAUGUGCGGUGUUUGGUGCCCAAGGGGUGACGUGACAUUUAUAUAGUUUUGAGACUAUUGUGUUUAACCCGUCCGCUGUGAUUGGCACGGAUUUGGCCUUCACUGGUAGCCUGGUAACAUACACUCCCAGGUCUUUCUCUGCCUCUGUGGUGGAUAGUGGAGUGUUUCCCCUGUGGUAUUGGUGUGCUGGAUAUCCCUUCACUGGUAGCCUGGUAACAUACACUCCCAGGUCUUUCUCUGCCUCUGUGGUGGAUAGUGGAGUGUUUCCCAUGUGGUAUUGGUGUGCUGGAUAUCCCUUCACUGGUAGCCUGGUAACAUACACUCCCAGGUCUUUCUCUGCCUCUGUGGUGGAUAGUGGAGUGUUUCCCAUGUGGUAUUGGUGUGCUGGAUAUCCCUUCACUGGUAGCCUGGUAACAUACACUCCCAGGUCUUUCUCUGCCUCUGUGGUGGAUAGUGGAGUGUUUCCCAUGUGGUAUUGGUGUGCUGGAUAUCCCUUCACUGGUAGCCUGGUAACAUACACUCCCAGGUCUUUCUCUGCCUCUGUGGUGGAUAGUGGAGUGUUUCCCAUGUGGUAUUGGUGUGCUGGAUAUCCCUUCACUGGUAGCCUGGUAACAUACACUCCCAGGUCUUUCUCUGCCUCUGUGGUGGAUAGUGGAGUGUUUCCCAUGUGGUAUUGGUGUGCUGGAUAUCCCUUCACUGGUAGCCUGGUAACAUACACUCCCAGGUCUUUCUCUGCCUCUGUGGUGGAUAGUGGAGUGUUUCCCAUGUGGUAUUGGUGUGCUGGAUAUCCCUUCACUGGUAGCCUGGUAACAUACACUCCCAGGUCUUUCUCUGCCUCUGUGGUGGAUAGUGGAGUGUUUCCCAUGUGGUAUUGGUGUGCUGGAUAUCCCUUCACUGGUAGCCUGGUAACAUACACUCCCAGGUCUUUCUCUGCCUCUGUGGUGGAUAGUGGAGUGUUUCCCAUGUGGUAUUGGUGUGCUGGAUAUCCCUUCACUGGUAGCCUGGUAACAUACACUCCCAGGUCUUUCUCUGCCUCUGUGGUGGAUAGUGGAGUGUUUCCCAUGUGGUAUUGGUGUGCUGGAUAUCCCUUCACUGGUAGCCUGGUAACAUACACUCCCAGGUCUUUCUCUGCCUCUGUGGUGGAUAGUGGAGUGUUUCCCAUGUGGUAUUGGUGUGCUGGAUAUCCCCUCCCAAGGUGCAGGACUUUACAUUUUUCUUCAUUGAAUUGUAUCAGCCACUUUUUGUUCCGUUCCUGUAGCUCAGUGAUGUCUUCUUGUAGGAAAUCCGCAGUCAAGUGGUUAAAGCGCCCUCAUGCUGAGUUUGACAGAUGUAUCACAGAACUUUUGGCCCAUGGAUCACCUGGUUAAGAUCGCUUUUUCCCUGCUUGGUUAAUCACACAAUGCAUCAAGAAUUCUACCACUAAAAGCAAUGUAUAACUGGUUUGGAUUCCCCUUUUGCACUAAACACCUGGUAUGUUUCAUCAGAUGGGUCACAUUCAAAACACAUUUACAUUCAUUCUGUUAAGUUGAGGAAAACUGAUGUUAAUUAGAUUUGCAGCUCAGUGCAUUACAUAUCAUUUUUGAAUAUUUUUUUCUCUUACCAUAUCUCUGAAAGCUCUUGAUUAAAUACAUGAAGAUCUUCCUCAAAUAAUGCUGAAGUUAUGCUGCAGGUC